AUGGGAUUAGAUAAAAGUUGGAUACAAAUUAUUGAUAGGACGCAACCUUCAUAUGAACAAGGAGUUCUUGAGUUUCUUGAAUUCGCAUUUAAUGGUUUUGAUGAAGGGGAACUACUUCGUUGUCCAUGCAAAAAAUGCAAUAAUAAUCUUUAUCGGUCUCGUAAAGUCAUUUACGAGCACUUGAUCAUGUUUGGGAUAAAAAAGGACUAUGUCAUAUGGGAUCUUCAUGGAGAAAUAGUGAGUGAAUCUGAAGACGAUGAAGAAAAUGAUGAUGAGCAAAAUUGCAAUGAUGGGCUUCGAGAGAUGUUACAUGAUAUUGGAAGUACUUUCAACAUUCAUAAUAUCCCAAAUGUCGAUGGACAACCAAGCGAGGAUAAAAGUUAUGAGACUAGCACAAAUAACGAAAUGAAUGAGGAAGCUUAUAAGUUUUAUAGACUCUUGCAUGAUGCCGAACAAGAACUAUAUCCUGAGUGUGAGCAUUUUUCUAAAUUAUCAUUUAUUGUUCAACUAUUAAAUAUCAAAUGUCUCUUUGGCUUGAGUGCAAAAUCAAUUGAUGCUUUACUUUCUUUACUGACGAAAGCAUUUCCUAAAGGAAAUAAAGUUCCUAUGUCCUAUUUUGAAGCUCGAAAAGUUAUCCGUGAGCUUGGGCUAGAUUAUGAAAAAAUAGAUGCUUGCUUGAAUGAUUGCAUUCUCUAUCGAGGUGAGCAUUUACAAUCUAAGUGUUGUCCAAGUUGUGGGGUUUCUCCAUAUAAAGAUCCAAAUAAGAAAUUGCCCCAAAAAGUUCUACGUUAUUUUCCUUUAGCACCAAGGUUACAAAGGUUAUACAUGUCCUCAAAUAGUGCUACAGAAAUGAGGUGGCAUAAGGAUAGACCAAUUGAAGAUGGGCAAAUGAGACAUCCAGCUGAUUCCAUUGCUUGGAAAAGUUUUGACUCUCAAAUCCUUCUUUUGCAGCAGAUCCACGUAAUGUUAGACUUGGACUGGCUAGUGAUGGUUUCAAUCCAUAUGGAAAUAUGA
Molecule: messenger RNA, 1014 nt
Organism: Gastrolobium bilobum
Lineage: Eukaryota; Viridiplantae; Streptophyta; Magnoliopsida; Fabales; Fabaceae
Exons: 1
Coding region: 1-1014 (337 amino acids)
Source: RefSeq, a predicted model, not a curated record